AUUUGGUGUUUUGGAUCAUCUUUACAGGAACCAGGAAGUCAGCAUGAGCACUCUCUCCACUGACAAGAAGCCUCUUGUGGAUUACGGCGUUCAGAUCCGCUUCAUCAAGAACCUCGAUGACACAGGCGGAGGUUAUCCUGAUAAAUCCAAAGGAAGCAGCAGUGCAACUCCUCCUUCCAAUAAGUAUGGGGUGGCAGUGCGGGUUCAGGGAAUCUCUGGGCAGCCAUAUGUGGUCCUGAAAGAUGGCCAGAAAGGUGACUCUUACGGAGUUCAGCUAAACACUCCCACUCCCAGCUCAGGGCCACCUUCACCUUGCAGCACCCUCCCCAAAAUUAAUAAAGAACUAGCUGAAUUAAUAAACCCCUAUAGCCCUGCUGUAAAUACAGCUCGCUCCCCUGUUUCUGCAGCAGAGGAUGUGGAUGGGGAGAUUUUUGGGAGCCCUCUUAAAAGACCUCCUGGGGACGGUCAAGCAGGAACCCAAGGGGAGGAGGAGGGUGGAGCUGGCAGAGAAGGACUGGCCGAGAGGUCGAAAGCUAAACCCCAACUCAAAGCAACAGCCAGUGAACCAGAUAUAAUCAGAGGUUGGACUAGUAAGGAGUAUAAUGAAGCAGGGCUGAAACCUGUCAAAUUAAAUGGUGUGGGACUUAGAGGGGUAAAGCAAACUGGCUCUUGUUUUACCGGCUCUUUGGGGAGAUACAGUGGGACAAAACAGGUUCAAGAUUUCCGUUCACAAUCAUUCCCAGAACCUCCAGAAUCGUUCCCAGAACCUCCAGCAUCAACUGAUGACGAGCCCGUCCCAGCAAUCGACACUAACUCCCUGGCUCCCAUCAACAAGCUCAUCAGUAAGUUCAACAGUGGAACACCAGACAGCGCCCCACAGACGAGAGGCCGCUCCGGAGCGAGGCAGCGACUUAGGUUUGACGAGCGCAGGCGGUCCAGAAGUCUUGAUGCUAGGAAAGAUGCUGAGCCUGAGGUUUCCCCUCCCUCUCCUAGCUCUCCAACUCCGAAUCCCUACUCUGUUCCUCUGUCUACCUCCUCCAAUUUGUUGACGUCAUCUGCCCCAGCCAGCGGUAGCCUGGGAAGGAGCCCUGCAUCUGUUUCCAAGGUGACAGCACUCGAGACGUCCAAGCUGAGUUUUAAGUCACCGGGGAAGUUUGUUGCCAAGGACACCGCUCCAGCUGUAGCAAAAAAGCCUGAGGUACCUCUGCAGAGUCAGAGCACAGAGGUCAUCAAUGGGGAGGAAGCUCAAGUUAAGCAAACUAUUCACAUCCUUAAAGAGGGUGAGAGCGAGCGACCCCUCAAAAGAAAGGUCAGCCUCGUCAAUGACACAACUGACAGUUUUAAGAAGGGGGGAUCUGAUGUAAGCUUUAAAGUGGGGAACCUCGAGGAGCUUCAAGAGCAACUCAAUCGCUGCAAGAAAGAACUGCAGCAGGCCCAUGAUGAACUGACCGAGGAGCGUAUAGUCAGAGAGGGGGCAGAGUCUCGCCUGCGCCUACAGGAAGAUCUGCUGGCUGAGCUUCAGGAGGAGCUGAGGAGGGUUUCAGAAAACUCACCUCACUCAGACACACUGCAGACGGAUGUGAUAAUGUUGCAGGCUGAGUUGGCUGAGGCUGCCAUGUUACGUCAGCGCCAGGAAGAGAUUCUACACCAGCGGGAACGGGAGCUGACAGCCCUGAAGGGGGCACUAAAGGAGGAGGUGGAGUGCCAUGACAGAGAGAUGGAGGAUCUGAGGGAGCAGUACAGCCAGGACAUGGAGAACCUGAGAAAGACCAUGGAGGAGGUCACACAGUCCCAAGAGCAAAUAGAAGAAGAGAGGGAAAGGGUGAAUGCCUCCGUGCUUACCCUGGAGGAAGAACUGGAGAACUGCAGAGAUCGGGGAGAGCAGUGGAAGACACAGCUGGAGACCACCACACAGGAGAGCGGGGAGCACAUCAGCAGUCGAAUGCUAAUGAAAUCCCGUUUGGAGAAGGAAGAAUUUGAGGGCAAGCUAAAGGAUCUUCAGGAUUCUCUGCUCACCAUGAAGAAACAAAUGCCUGCAUCUGACGAUAACCGUUCUUUAGCAGAGGAGCUUCGCCGUUGCCAUGAUGAUCUGAAGCGGGCUUGCACCGACCUGGACAAGCAGAAGUGCGAGUUAAACGAGAAGAAGGAGGCACUUCAAGCCCUGAAGAAAGCGAGUGGAGAGAAAGAGGCUGAGCUUCUGUCUGAGAUCAGCAGGUUGAAGGAGCAGUCGCAGAAAGACAAAGCCAAGCUGGAAAAGGCGCUCGAGAAGGCGAAGGAGUCAUCAGCUGAGUCUUCGGGGACUCUGGUGGACCACGGCACCAACCUGGAGCUCCAGGAAGCAAACACUCGUCUCAGAGAGAGGCUGGCCCGCAUGACAAGGCUUCACUCCAGUGUGCCGCGGAACUCGGAGGCCGAGGAGGCGUUGGAAGCUCUGGAAGAUGAAAACCGCUCCCUGAAGUCUCAACUGGAGGAGGCCAAGAGAGGAACCACCCGCCUAUGCAAGGAGAGGGACGAGCUGACUCGGCGGCUAGAGGAGAGAGAUCUGGAGAGGGAAGCUCUGAGGAGGGGCAAGAGUGACUUGGAGGAGCAAAAGAGGCUGCUGGACCGAGCCCUGGAGAAGAUUAACAAAGAGAUGGAGGCGAUGAUGGAAGAUUCCCGUCAGUCUGUGGUUGCCCUGCAAACACAACUAGACGACUACAGGGAGCGCUCGAGGAAGGACCUGCUGGAAGCUCAGCGCAACAGUAAGGAUAGGCUGACAGAGCUGCAAAGGGCUCAGAGCAACCUCAAGACACAGCAGGAAGAGGUUUCCCGUUUGAAGAAGGAGCUGCUGGUGUGCAGCGAGGAGAGAGACAGCGCACAGUUGGAGAGAGAUCUCCUCAAUAACCGUCUCAAACACUUAGAGAGUGAACUAGAAUCAGAGAAGAGCACCUACACUGACCGCACCAGGGAGAUCAGGGGCCUGGAGGAUAAAAUUAAGACGUUGGAGAUCGAACUAGAUGAGGAGAGGAGCAGUGUAGAGCUUCUCAACGACCGCAUUACACGUAGCAGAGAUCAGGUUGACCAGCUACGUUCAGAGCUAAUGCAGGAGCGCUCAGCGAGACAUGACCUGGAAAUGGACAAGAGCGCACUCGAGAGACAGCUGAAGGAGUUGAAGAGUCGUGUGGUAGAUAUGGAGGGACAGACUCGGCCCUCGCCCGGAAUCACCCUGCUGGAAAACAAAAUUCAAGAGUUGGAGGAGAAAGUACGCAGUGAAGAAAGAGAGAAGGCCAGCAUCCAGGCUUCUCAGCGACGAAUGGAGAGGAAACUAAAGGAGCUAAAUGCCACGUUAGACCAGGAGAGAAGCCAGCAUGUUGAGCAAAGAGAUCAGCUGUCUCUGCGUGUGAAGGCCUUGAAACGGCAAGUGGACGAGAGCGAGGGAGAGGUGGAGCGCUUGGAGGGUGUCCGCCGGAAGGUUCUCAGAGACUUGGAGGAGCAGCAGGAGCUACAGGAAGCACUGCAUGCCAAAGUCACAGCCCUGGAGAGUGAACUCAAGCGGAAAUCACAGCAGCCACAUCGUACAGGUCUGGGCUCCUCCGCUUUGAGCUCCUCUGCUUUAAGCUCUGAGGAUGAGGAUGGUCUCUAUGACUCCAACAUCACCUCCAUCCUGAACGAGAGCCAACUUCAGACCUCCAACUGCUAAAGGAAGAUGGCGGCAUAAAUAAAAACAAAAAAUCUCCAGAGCAACGCUGCGCUACAAAUCUGCCUUGCAGUUGUUCUUGGUUUUAUUUUUAGUGCAGCAGUCCAACAGAGACAGGUUGUCAGGAUAAUUAGAUUGCAAUUUUUUUUUUAGCCUUCAGCUGUGAUUGCUUCAGUACUGUCAUGUUUUAUCUGUCUUGAAGUCUUCUGUUUUUCCGUUAUGUUGAAGAGAAGAAUUACACUUAGAAAUACAAGGUUUAACUUCAUGUACUUCAACUUUAAUGUGAACUUUAACUGUAAUGUUCACUUUGCUGCGUGUUGUGUUUGACUGUACUUACUGUACACUACUGUGGUAGCAUAAUACUGUGGCAUGGUUUAUUUCCAGAGGUCAUACAGUAGACUUAAACCAAAAAAAUUACUUCCAUAUCUUUUAAUUGUUCUUAAUUAUUUUAAUCUGUGUUUGCUUGCGCAUGAUAAUUUACAUCUGUCAGUGUUGUUAGCAGCUCCAAGUGUUUCUUUGAAAGUGAUGUGUGUUUUUUUUAAACCUUUGAAUGUGACAAUGAUGGGUUGUUUAAACUGAGCCUAUAUUUUUACACUGUAAUAGUUGUGCAUACUCGUUCUCAAGACAAUCAAUUAUACAUACUGUAGCACUGUGCGUCCUCAGACAUGAAUCCGCUCCCUAUACAAUUUUCUACUUUAACCACCAUAUUUCUAAUGUAGAUUAAUAUAUUGCUGUGUUAAGCUUGAAUCAUGUGCAUGUUUUCACUCAAAUGCCUUAAACAUUUGCUUUAUAUCUUUAUUUUCACUUCAUGUUGUCUCUGCAUGUGUUCUGUUUAUAUGCUGCUGCAGUAAUGAUUUAAAUAGUAUUUCACAUGCUUACCUGGCUGUUAUGAAUGUUGAUUAUAAUCUCCAAAUUACAUUCUGAUGGUGUACAUUUGACACAUGUCACUUUUAAAAUGUAUAUUUGGGUCUUUACAACAAAGGAUGCUAUUACAUGUGGAAUAUGUUUAUUAAGCUGCUUGUAACAUUUGAUAUGCGGAGCAGAGCUUUGUAAGCUUUGUCCUAAUUUUGACAGAUAUUUUAAGAAAAUUUUUGACCAUGUGUACAAUAAAAAGAGAUAUACGUUUUA
Messenger RNA from Micropterus dolomieu (smallmouth bass), 4804 nucleotides. It is a transcript of the gene cgnb, whose product is annotated as cingulin b. Lineage: Eukaryota; Metazoa; Chordata; Actinopteri; Centrarchiformes; Centrarchidae. The transcript is spliced from 21 exons. Bases 44 to 3679 code for a protein of 1211 amino acids. Gene Ontology annotation, cellular component: myosin complex. The record is from RefSeq and is a predicted model, not a curated record.